Fundulus heteroclitus (mummichog) is the source of this 7180-nucleotide messenger RNA. Its product is annotated as protocadherin alpha-C2-like. Lineage: Eukaryota; Metazoa; Chordata; Actinopteri; Cyprinodontiformes; Fundulidae. The coding region runs from base 272 to 3277 and encodes 1001 amino acids. Gene Ontology annotation, cellular component: plasma membrane. Gene Ontology annotation, biological process: homophilic cell-cell adhesion. The record is from RefSeq and is a predicted model, not a curated record. The transcript has 4 exons. Gene Ontology annotation, molecular function: calcium ion binding.
UGGUCUCACAGCUCCAGUGGCUGGGAAACACACCCGUCAGCCACGCGCUUUGGAGAGAGGAGAAAAAAAAAACGCAUCACGGACAAAGGAAAAUAUGGAUGCACCGUGGAGCAAUGAUUUCAGCUGGGAAACGCGAUGGUUGAGCCUCUCCUGUUCCAUUCACCGGGAGACCAAUUAGCCCACCUUCAUGAGGUGCUGGGAUGCGAGAAGCUGCAAGCAAAAAAAGGCGGAAGGCUGCGUUUAAUCCGUCUGUGGAUCCUGUGAGCUUGCCAUGGCUGUGACGGGGGCAUGCAACUGGAAAGGGAGGAAUGUGCCUUUUAAUUAUUUCGUGCUGUUUUCCUUAUUUUGUGGCCUUGCGUUUGGACAGCUGCGCUAUUCGAUCACGGAAGAACUGGAAAACGGAGCUCUGGUAGGUGAUCUGGCGCACGAUUUGGGGCUGGAUAUUCGAAGGCUCUCCACCCGUAAAAUCAAGUUAACCUCCAUCAGCGGGAAGCGCUACGUGAUUGUCAAUCCCAAAAACGGGAAACUGCUCGUCAAUGACAGGAUCGACAGAGAGGCGCUGUGUGAUUUCCCCAACCCCUGCAUCAUUGAUCUGGAGGUGAUGGUAGAGAACCCCACAGAGGUGCACUACGUCAAGGUAGAGGUUGUGGAUGCAAAUGACAAUGCGCCGCAGUUCAACAGAGAUGAGUAUCAAUUGGAAAUAAUAGAAUCUGCUAUGCCGGGCUCUCGUUACCCGAUUGAAAACGCUGAAGAUCCAGACAUUGGGUCCAAUUCUGUCCGCAUGUAUCAGCUCAGCACAAACGAGAAUUUCGCGCUGGUAUCGAACAAACCCUCCCUCAACACAAAGCACAUAGAGCUAGUCCUGAAAAAGCCCCUUGAUCGCGAGCAGACGCCUUACCACCAGUUAAUUCUAAGUGCUGUGGAUGGUGGAAUACCUGAAAAAACAGGGACAGCAAAAAUCAACAUCCGGGUCUUGGACUCAAAUGACAACGUGCCAGUGUUUGACAGCUCGGUGUACAAGGUAAAACUGCUAGAAAACUCACCCAAAGAUACCCUGGUAAUCAAGCUGAAUGCUACGGACUUGGAUGAAGGCACAAAUGGAGAGGUUUAUUACUCUUUUAGCAGCUACACCCCAGAGAGAGUCAGGCAGAUGUUCAGCAUGGACACAAACACAGGGGAAAUAAGAGUGAGGAGCAAUGUUGACUAUGAGGAAACCAACUCCUACGAGAUGUACAUCCAGGCAAUGGAUAAGGGCCCAGGUGCGGUUGCGGCCCACUGUAAGGUGGUUGUAGAGGUUGUGGACGUGAACGAUAACGUCCCUCAGAUAGUGCUGUCGUCUCUCUCGAGCCCUGUGAGGGAGGACGCCCGCGCGGACACAGUUGUGGCCCUCAUUAGUGUCACUGAUCGAGACUCAGGCACCAACAAGCAGGUGACCUUAGAGAUCCCAGCAGGCCUUCCAUUCAAGAUCAAGUCAUUCAGAAAUUACUAUACCCUGGUUACCUCAGCCUUCCUGGAUCGCGAGACCACUGAUGCCUACAAUGUUACUCUGAGUGCCACGGAUGGAGGGAACCCUCCCUUAUCUUCCCAGAAGACCAUACAAGUGGAUGUGGCAGAUGUUAAUGACAACCCGCCACGUUUCGAGCAGACCUCAUACACAGUAUAUGUGACUGAGAAUAAUGCCCACGGGGCCUCUCUGUGUACUGUGAAAGCUCAAGAUGCAGACAUCAAGGAGAACGCACGCAUCACCUACACAGUGCUCAAUGACAACAACCAUGGCAUUCCCGUCACCUCAUAUGUGUCUGUGAAGGCAGAUACAGGGGAGGCUUAUGCCCUGCGAGCCUUUGACUAUGAGUCACUGAGAGAGUUUCAUUUCCAGGUCAAAGCCCAGGAUGGGGGCAUUCCUCCACUCAGCAGAGUCGCUACCGUCUACAUUUAUAUAAUGGAUCAGAAUGACCAUGCUCCACUGAUAGUCAGUCCUCCUGGCAAUGGGACACGCUCCUUGGAGACAGUACAAAAGAACGCAGAGCCUGGUGCCUUGGUGACCAAAGUGGUGGCAUACGAUGCAGAUGCCGGUCCAAACGCCUGGCUGGUCUAUGUGCUGGAGACAGCCACGGACCUCGACCUGUUCAAAGUGCACGAGCACACCGGAGAGAUCCGGACCACUCGGAGGAUCCUGGAGGAUAACUCCACUUCUUUUGCUCUAACAGUGGUGGUGAAAGACCACGGCGAGCCAAUUCUCUCCUCCACCGCCACCAUCAACGUGGCAGUCAUGGAGGUGGCACCGAAGGUGGCGCCUGACACCAAGAAGGUCAUGCGACCUCACGCCACAUUGUUCUCAUUCUCAAACGUGACUCUUUAUCUUAUCGUGGCUUUGAGUGCCACAACAUUUGUAUUCCUGGUCACCGUGGUGGUGCUCGUCAUUGUCCGCUGCCAUGCCUACUGCACCCAACCUGGUUCCUGCUCCCCUUGCUGUGGGUCACAGAAGCCUCCUCCAGAUGGCGGGAGCAGCAGUGUCAGUGCGGGCGGGGGAGGCGGUGGAGGGGCCGCGGGACAGCCUAAUAACAACGUGGUGCUUCGAAGAGACCUCAAAGUGGAGCCUCAUUACAUUGAGGUACGCGGGAAUGGCUCCCUGACAAAGACAUACUGCUACAAGACCUGCCUCACCGCCACCUCUGGCAGCGACACCUUCAUGUUCUACAACACUGGACGGCCAAUCAGCGGCACCUGGGGAAGCGGCGCUGACCGUUUCUUCACUAGUGGAAGUGGAUUUGUACGAAGACUGAGUAUGCCCGAUGCCUCUCUUCAGAUCUGCCCAGAGCCAAAAGCUCCGAAUGCUGACUGGCGAUAUUCUGCAUCUUUGAGGGCAGGGGUGCAGAGUUCUGUCCACAUGGAGGAGUCCUCGGUGAUGCAGGGUGCCCAAGGAAUGCUGGUCCAGAACUGGCCCACUGUCUCCAGUGCUGCAGAUGGAGAGGGUGGUGGCGAACUCUCGCCCCCAGUGGGUGCUGGAGUCAACAGCAAUAGCUGGCACUUCCGAUACGGUGCUGGACAAGGCUACAUUCCUCCUCAGCCCCUGAAACCGGGAGAGAUUCCACCCGAAGCCUUCAUUAUCCCCGGAUCUCCAGCCAUCAUUUCCAUCCGCCACGACGCGGGCCCCGUGGAUGACAAAGGUGACUUCAUAAGCUUUGGCAAGAAGGACGAGGCCAAGAAGAAGAAAAAGAAGAAGAAAGACAAGAAGGACAAAAAGGAUAAGGGAAAGGAUGACAGCGGGGAUGAUUAGAGCAAAAAGGAGGUGCCCAAAAAGCAGAGCUACCACUUAAUCUACCGUCCCAGUUUCAAAGCCAGAAAAAUAAACCAAAUGCACAAUAUAACCAAGGGAGCCCCUUUGUACCAUGUUUGCAUAGACAUUGUACGCCGGCCAAAGGCUCAUUUGAUCAGCCAGGCUCUCACACUAACUGAAAUACAAAUAUUUUUAAUCCAACGGCUGGACCAAAUUAAAACAGAAACCAAUUCAUUUGUUAGAUUAGCCUUCCUGGGAUUUACCAUCCAGUCCCCUAAACCGCUAUCUGCUUUGUACAACGACAAUGCACCACAGUUGGUGCUCUAUUUGUAUCUGACCACCGUCAGUUGAAGCUGCUGGUGUCAACGUCUCUGGCACCUGUUUAUUUCUUGCCAAUGUGAAGUGAAAGCCAGAAUAGAAUGAGCAAAACAAAUGAAGUAGAAGCUUUCAUCUUCAGCAGUACAGAGGGCUUGUAGGAAUUCAGAACCUAAGGUCUUUUGUAAAAAAAAAAAGAAAAAAAAAAGGGAAAAAUAAAAAAAGUCCUAACAUUUCCUGUAUACCUACCAGGGGAUAAGCACCUUUUAAGAGAAUGAGGUGGCUGAGAGAAGCUGGUGCACACUCGGACAGAGCUGUGCUGUAAUGGAGCAACGUAUCGGACAGGCUGAGGACCUGCACUGGGUUGCACUAACUAUCCCGCAAGUUUGUCCCCAAGUUAGUAAGCAAGUGGCUUCAUAACUGCUAGUUUAUUUGGAAUUAGUAAGUUACUGAAAUUGAUUGUACAGAGUUAGUUUUAUGAGUAUUUUGUCAGCAACAGCCAUAUGUUGCUGACGGGUAAAAACGGAUUUGUGACUCGACUGAUGGGAAAAUAACACACAAUGAUUAAAAGAUAACGGGACUUUUUUGACAUGUUUUUGUCCAUUCUCUGCAAAUUAUUCUUUGCUAACAAUUUUUCAAAGCUGCUAAAAAAUUUCUUUUGGUUGUUUGUAUGUUUUAUGCAUUUAUUUCUUGAACCGGCCUGUAAUAUAAACUUGCUAGAUAUCAAAAACCUAAGCCAAACUUGGUUUUACUCUCUUACUGCCUUAGAUUUUUUUUAAUAUUUUUAAAUCUGUCAAGCAUAUGCUAAAUUAAAGAGAUUGGUUACUCGAAUAGGGGACAUUCAACAGAUGCUAAUUCAACAAUUUACUAUGGAGUGUGUGGAAUAGGCAUCCACCUGUAUAAUUGGUAUACAGCUGCCACCUUAGCUGCAUUAAGACUGGAAGCAAGUUUGAGGUAAAUUUGCAACUAAGGGUUAAACAUUUUUCACGAUAUGUUUUUUGUCACAUCAAUAUUUAACUUUUGUAGCAUAUUUCACAAAUCUAAAUGUAUACAUGAUAGUUUAGAUCCAGCAUCUCCCGCUAAUCUGAACCCCAAACAUAAUGGCUUGAACGCAGCAUCUCAGGCAACAUUUCAAACUAGAGUUUGAUGAAAAGGACAAAUUAAAAAAAUGUUAAUUUUCAGCUGGUUGGCAGUGUAACAUAAUGUGUAGAAAAUGGACAGAAACAUAAAACCUCACAGUUUAGGGUCUUUGCUAAAUCGCUAAUGCAUAAAAUGUGCUGUUUGCUAACAAAUAAAUGGGGAGGGGGGGGUUGCUAAUUUACUGUUAGUGAGUGCAGUUGUGUGAUUAUGUAUCAUUUGCACUUGCUUUAUUGCUUGCCUAAUUAUAUAGUUGUUGCAUAGGGUUACGUUGAGGCGGGUUUUUGUGGUGUUGCUCGUCAAGCGGGAAUUGGAAAGAAUUAGGGAAUCUACAUGCAGCUCAUUCGGGCGACCCCGAAACCUCCCUCUUAAAACCUGACACAGGUCAAUGUGGUCUUAACAAUACACAGAGGCAGUCACAAACACAGACUCUUCUGGCCUCACUCGCACAUACAAACAUAAAUCAAACACACAGACUGUCCACACAAAAGGACAAAUGAAGAAUCUAACCGGAAUCGAGAUCCCCCACGCUUCUUUCUGGAAACUCAAGAACCGAAGGCCAGCGCUUAAUACGAGAGUGUAUUAUAUGGCUCAGAAGCAGGAAGGUUGCUUGUCGCUUCAUUUCUGUUCAAGCCCCGAUCCCUCCGCUUCUGUCUUUGAAUGUUAAGUAGUUGUUCUUCAAGCUCUGCACCGCUGCCUCGACUGCUUCAGUGCUUGUAGGAUUCGCUCGCCCCUGCUGCCUGUUUCCUCCCUCGACUCCUCAGAUCUACAUGGUUCGACGGUAUCUUUCCAGUCGCUCUCCUUCAGUGAACUGUGCAGUUGUAACAGAGUAUAAAAUUUGUGUAUAUUCAUAUAGCCACGCAUAACGCCGCGAGACUACAACGCACCACGCUCGACAUUUACAGCCCCUUUUUCCCCUCGGGUUCGGCUCCGUCUCAGACCGAGCCCCGGGCGCCUCCGCCAGCGAGUCCCUCCUUCUGACUGCUCAUUGUCGACAGCUCCGUCACCUCUCGCAGGAGCCGUGCACUUGGCUAAGUGAAGACGCCUGACCGGUUAGAAGAAACUCACAUUAGGAUCUUAUGAUGGAUAGGCAAAAGAAGAGGAGUCCAGAAAGGAGCAAAAAGUGUUGGUCCAGUGCAAAAGAAAGGUGAAUCACUGGGCAACUUGGUCGUCUUUUGCAUGAGUAGAGCCAUCGAAGUAUCUUGAUCAGAACUUGUCCGAACUCACCAAGAGGAAAGAGGGUGAAGCACAGUUCAAAGCUGAUGGAAACUAAGGUUUUGAUUAAUUUAAGAAUUGGGGCGGGUGUUUGUUGUGCAGGUACUGGUGGUCAUUUUGGAGGGGGGGGAGGGGUGGUUAAAUGAAAUACUGCUAUUAUUCCUGCUGUUAUUAUUGUUGCUUUAUUGCUUUGCUGAAACAAGGUUGCCCAGAAGUGCCAUGUCGAGCAUCAGACUUUAGCGGUGAUCAAAACGUGAACCACCGUUGGCCACACAGACUGUUCAAAGCAGCAGGUACUAGAACGACACGAUCAAAAGCGCCGUAAAACCUCACCUCAGUGUUCCUUCCUUCAGACCAUCGUAUUUGCCAAUCACCGCUGGGGUAUUUACAUUGGUGCUGCUACACAGCCCGGUCGCUCCCAUCUCUCUGAACUUUCUGCAGACGUCCUUCUGUGCUGUCAGAUCACCAAGUGGCUGUUUGCAUGUUGUAAGCAAAGGAAACAGAUUCUAUAUAGAUACUAUAUAUACAUAGAUAUGUUUUUUUUUUUCUUCCCUCCAACGUGUAUUGGAAUACAUAUAGAUCCAAUACAAGAAAAGAAGUUACACACAUGUUGAAAGACUUGCCGUCAUCCAUCCAAGUAAACACACAUCCAGUUCAUCAAGACACACUAUUGCAAAACAGAAAAUUGUGGAAAAACCUAAAAGAAUCACAUUUUUAUCCUGCUGACAACGACUUUAACCUUCUAGAUAUAAAUGAUGCUAUUGUGUUAUACUAUGAAAGGCCUUUUUUUUUAUGUUUUUACCCGUAUGAUUUUCGUAGCUGAGAAAAUCAAUCCUUAAACUUCUGUUGAGCUUUGUAAUGAUCAAACAAACACCGGUGUGAAAUUUAACCAUUUACUCAUCUUGCAUAUUUGUCUGUUGCCCAGUAGAGAAAAAAAAGUUUAAAAAGAAGAAAAAAAAGUAUAUAAAAAUAUAAAAAGUAAAAAAAAAAAAAGAAGAAGUAAUAGUAAAGUUGAUGUACUCUCUGCUUGUGUAUAGUGAAUGUUCCUCAGUCGCUGGGUGCGUGAGCUGUGACUGGCUCAAACCGGUCCACUGUGUCCGUACAGAUCUGUUCAUGACUUUUUUGUACACCUGCUAAUCAUUGUUGCAGUGAUAAUAGUGGUUCUUAUGAUUUCAUCAAACUGGUAAUGUGUUUUGUUAAGAAGUCACAAAUAAAGUUUUUAUCUUAAAUAUCUUA